Molecule: messenger RNA, 4350 nt
Organism: Anneissia japonica
Lineage: Eukaryota; Metazoa; Echinodermata; Crinoidea; Comatulida; Comatulidae
Product: importin subunit alpha-7-like
Exons: 14
Coding region: 105-1694 (529 amino acids)
Biological process (GO): NLS-bearing protein import into nucleus
Cellular component (GO): nucleoplasm; nucleus; cytoplasm
Molecular function (GO): nuclear import signal receptor activity; protein binding
Source: RefSeq, a predicted model, not a curated record
UGCGCCUGCUCAAUUGCAUUGCGCAUGUUGCGGAAGGAGAAGGGGUUCCCUCCUAACAAUUUAUAGAAAUUCUUGUUCAAACAUACUGAAAAAACAGAAGAAAUAUGAUGGCUACACCUGUCAAAGAAAACAACAGGCUACGGGCCUACAAGAACAAGGACAAAGAUUUACAAGAGAUGAGGAGACGCCGAGAAGAGGAAGGCGUGCAACUUCGCAAGCAAAAAAGAGAGGAACAGUUGUUUAAAAGAAGAAAUGUAACAGACCAAGAUGAAAUGUUUAUACAAGAUCCAAUCAUAUCUAGCACAGGAACGCCUACAAUAACAGCAGAAAUGGUGUCUGAUAUUAUGUCUGAAAAUCAGGAACUCCAACUGAAAGCUACACAGAAAUUUCGAAAACUUUUGUCAAAAGAGCCAAAUCCACCAAUAGAUGAGGUCAUUCAAACAGGAAUUAUUCCCCGGUUUGUCGAAUUUUUACAACAGGAAGGUGAAGCUAUGUAUACACUACAGUUCGAAGCAGCGUGGGCAUUAACAAACAUCGCAUCCGGUACAUCACUUCAAACGAGAACAGUAAUAGAAGCAGGAGCUGUACCCAUUUUUAUUAUGCUCCUAAAAGCACAAAAUGAAGAUGUACAAGAACAAGCUGUUUGGGCACUAGGCAAUAUUGCAGGCGACAGCCCAGAUUGUAGGGACUAUGUUUUGGAUUGUGCCAUAUUGCCACCCUUACUUUCGUUACUUGCUCAAUCAACUAGAAUAUCCAUGACAAGGAAUGCGGUGUGGGCUCUGUCUAAUCUAUGCCGGGGGAAGAAUCCAGCACCAGAAUUUGAAAAGGUAUCACCAUGCUUACCUGUCCUGUCAAGGCUUCUGUUUAGUUCAGACCAAGAUGUUCUAGCUGACGCCUGUUGGGCUUUGUCUUACCUGUCUGAUGGGCCUAACGAGAAGAUACAAGCUGUCAUUGACAGUGGUGUGUGUCGCAGAUUGGUAGAACUACUAAUGCACACAUCCCAAAGUGUUGUGUCUGCAGCGUUACGAGCCGUUGGGAACGUUGUCACAGGAGAUGAUGUACAAACACAGGUGAUCUUGAAUUGUUCUGCAUUAGCAAGUCUCCUGCAUUUACUUAGCAACCCUAAAGAAUCAAUCCGCAAGGAAGCUUGCUGGACAAUCUCCAAUAUCACAGCUGGCAACCGGCAGCAAAUCCAGGAAGUCAUUGAUGCUAAUAUUAUUCCAAUGCUAAUUGAGAUUCUUGGGAAAGCAGAGUUCAAGACCAGGAAAGAGGCAGCUUGGGCAAUAACUAAUGCAACGUCGGGUGGAACACCGGAGCAGAUACGGUUUAUUAUACAUGAGGGCUGUGUGCGACCUCUGUGUGAUUUGCUAACAGUAAUGGACAACAAGAUUGUACAAGUUGCAUUGAACGGUUUAGAAAAUAUACUAAAGCUUGGAGAGCAAGAAGCUAAGCAGCGCGACAAUGGCAUCAACCCGUACGCUGAAAUGAUAGAAGAAUGCUUUGGUCUUGACAAGAUUGAGUUUUUGCAAAGCCAUGAAAACCAUGAUAUCUACCUAAAGGCCGCCUUCAUUAUAGAACACUACUUCGGAACGGAGGAAGAAGACGACAAAGUUACCCCUCAAGUUGACCCAGAAUCGCAAGAAUACCAGUUUGGAACCCAAGACAAUGUUCCAAUGCAGGGCUUUCAAUUCUGAAGCGCCACCAGUGUGAACUUGAAUCCUUUCAAAACAUUACCCUUUAUCUUAACUGAUAUGAGGUACCCUAACAGUUGUGAGUAGAACAUAACUAAAUGUUUUAAGUAUUUGUAUAAUUUUCAUUGGCUAACUCAUACACAUAUCAUGUUUAAAAUAUCUUAGCAUCGCAGGAUAUUGAUAUUUAUUGUCAUGAAGGCAUGAUAAUAUUUUCUAUUUUUUUACUCAUCUGUAACAGAAAAAAUUAGCCUUGGUUCCAUUACACAGCAAUAUUACAUGUAAAUAGACAACAGCUAUAUUCAUAGUACAUAAUAUUCAAAUUUAUUGAAGAAGAUAAAGAAAUUACCAAGUCAAAAUUUAUGUUAUUGUAUUUUGUUAUCAAAUUAAUAUUCAAAUGUUUUGUUCCUAUGGUUACAAAAUUGCCUUGAUGUUGAAACUUUAGGGGUGGACGCAUCAAUAUUAAUUAAUUUUUUUUUAUUGAAGACUUCCCAGUACAUUUUUGGAAAAUAUACUCACAGAAGAAGUGCAAGAUAUAAUGGAAGUGUGGUUCAUAAAUUGGAAUACACACAUAUUAUUACAAAUUUCUUUCCAUGAAAAUGGUUCUAUAAUGUAGUAUUUUGAAAUACCAGCUAUCCCUCGUGUUAACCUAUUAAAAGUUGACUUUAAUCAAAGCUAUAAAAAAAUACAAGCUAUGAUAUGUACUAAGUCAAAUAAAUAUCAAAGUAGUGUAUAUAUACAUAUACAUACAUUUACAAAUAAUUCAUUUACUGAAAUUAAAGCUAUUUGUUUUUUCCAAAAAUAAUAUACAAAUCUGUAUAUAUAAAGAGUUAUUUUAUCAUUGUAGUUUGGACAAAACAUGAAGUCUUCAUGAAGAGAAAACUAUUUAUUUUAUUGCAUUUAUUCCAUUUUUCACCCACCAAAUAUUCCACCACAUGCAUUUGAUGGGUAGCGGCCAAAAAUUUGGUUGGAAAAUGUACAAAAAUAAUGAAAGCAAAUAUAGAAAUAUUUUGAUUGGUGAGAAUGCAUUUGGGUAAAGGAUAAAAAAUAUACAAAAAGCCAAAAUGCAACUGAAUGUAUAGAUAUACUUAACUACUACAAAGCUUUUACAAUGCAUGAUCAUAUUAAAUCUGGUAAAAUCGUGUAAACUCCGGUAUCGAAAAAAACCAGUAAUUUUUAUUAAUUUUGUAUCAGAAAAAUAUGAAAUUUAUCAAAUAGUUUACAGGUAUUCAAAUGUUAUAUUCUAGUUUAUGAAAUUCCUUUUCUUUUAAAGAAAGUAUUUAUUUGUUAUUUGAUAUUAAAAUUUUUAAAAAGGGCUUACAUUGGUUUCUCAGUCCCUGUUUGUGUUUUAACUAAAUGUAUUACAAAUUUAAAUUCUGCAAAUCUGGAUUAAUGUCAUAUUCGAGGUUCUCUUGUUAUGUGGUUUAAUAUUCUUUGGUAUUGAUUUUUUAAAUGUAAAUAUUACAUGCAUAGGGAGAUGGGAUGUACAAAUACCUUUAUCAUUAAAAUCCAGUCCAACUGGUAAAUGCUUGGGUUAAAUUUUUUAAAAUUUAAAGAUAUAAACCUAUUAGUUUGAAAUAACCUCAAAAUUCAUAGUAAUUAUACUGUAUCCAUUUAGAAUAGUAACAAUAAGUCCUAUGUUUAUUUAUGCAUGCAAUGGAUGUUAUAGAAAACAAUUCUAGGGUCACUUAUUUUGCCAAAAAAUUAUCUUCUCUUGUUCAAAUUCUUAGAAAGAACUACAUUCAUUUAAUUGCUGAGUUUUUUAAACAGUACUUUUAAAUGCAUGUUUUCUUAGAUUUACCAAACUACUACCCAAGAUUUAUUAGCAGGAAACCAUUGCAAUUGAAGCCUAAUUCUGUUGUUUGGUGUUUUUUAAAAAUUCCUAGCUAGAUGUUCUUUAGUUGUAGUACAGGUAGUUACUUAUAUCAGGGUUUUGCAGUCUUGAAAAUUCAUGGGAUGUAAUUAAUAACUUUCUUUUCCAUGACUACAGUAUUCAUGGAAAACACUACGCAAAAUUUAUGGAAAUAUCAUGAAAAUAUUUUAUCAAAGGAAAAAAAAUGUCUGAAAUUUCUUGUCAUUACAAACGUCAUUAUUGUUAAUGACCAUAAUGAAAUCAUAGGGUACAAUAUAUGAUAUUGGGAUUGGUAUAAACAAAAUUGUUAUGCAAGAACCCUGGUAUACUUACUGAUCUAUUUUUAAAAUACACUGUUAUACUUCCAUCAUUUCGUUGGAUUUGGAGAAUGUAGAAAUGUUUCCAUGUUACCUUUAUUGAAUGAGAAUAACGUGUCUAAACCAUGUAUUGAAUAUUUAAUAUUUAGAUUAGAACAUGGAACUAUUAUAUAGCAACAUUUACUACUAUAUGAUUACUACAGUGUUGUUCCUCAUUAAUUAAUAGGUGUAUUAAUUAUUCUGUUAUAGUAGUAAGGAGGGGGUUUUGUAAGUUUAAGAACCCUCUCCUAGUAGGAUUGUUGUGCCUUUUGUUUGUUUUUAUGAUAGCUUUCUCGCAAGAAUUUUGCUAAAUUUUCUUUCUAUUGGUGUUAUGUAACCAUGAUAGUUUUUUUAUAUGAAUAUUAGAGUGCCAACUUUCAUGUAUUGUGAUUCUCUAAAUUGAAAUCCUAAUCCAUAACCACAGAAUUAUAAUAAUACCUUCCAAAGGUUUUAA